Molecule: messenger RNA, 924 nt
Organism: Cygnus olor (mute swan)
Lineage: Eukaryota; Metazoa; Chordata; Aves; Anseriformes; Anatidae
Product: olfactory receptor 6C3-like
Biological process (GO): G protein-coupled receptor signaling pathway
Cellular component (GO): membrane
Molecular function (GO): G protein-coupled receptor activity; olfactory receptor activity
Source: RefSeq, a predicted model, not a curated record
AUGGGAACAGACAAUGGAACUGUCGUUUCUGAAUUCAUUCUAGGCUUCUCAGGGCUUGAUCAAAGGCUACAGCUAUUUCUCUGCCUGAUCCUUCUACUCAUGUACCUGACAACGGUGAUGGGGAAUGCAGCCAAUUUUCUGGUGUGUGUGGAUAACCACCUGCAAACCCCCAUGUACUUUUUCAUUGGCAAUCUGGCAUUCCUGGAAAUCUGGUUUACGUCCUCCACAAGCACCAAACUGUUGGUGAUUCUGAGCUCUGGCAGGAGAACAAUCUCAGUAGGUGGCUGCUUUGCCCAGUUCUUCUAUUUUGCCCUGGGUGCUGCAGAGUUUGCUCUCCUUGUUGUCAUGUCCUUUGACCGUUACGUUGCCAUCUAGCCUUUGCGCUAUGCUGCCAUCAUGAAGCAUCAGCUCUGCAUCCACCUGGUUGCUGCUGUUUGGGUCAUGGGCUUCACAUUCUUGAGUUACCGCCUGGUACUGCUCUCAAAGCUCACUUUCUGUGGUUCAAACAAGAUCGAGCAUUUUUUUUGUGACAACCCCUUAUUCCAACUGUCCUGCUCUGACACCACGCUUUGGAAAAUAGACACAGUUUUCUUAUUGUUUAUUGUGCUGUCUUCCUUGUGUUUAACUCUGGCAUCUUACAGCAUCUUUCUCUGUAUUCUACAAAUGCCAGCAGCCUCUGGGAGGAAAAAAGCUUUUGCUACUUCUUCCCAUCUCACCACCUUGGCCAUUGCCUAUGGAAGCUGCAUUGCUCUCUACGCACGUCCCUCAGGACAUGUUUCUUUGGAGACCAACAGAAGUGUAGCUUUGCUGAACACUGUCCUGUACCCAUUCUUAAAUCCAUUCAUCUACAGUCUUAGAAACAAGGCCGUGAUGCUGGCCCUGGAGGAAGCCAUGGCCCGUGCAACAGGACAGCUUUUCCCCUAA